Molecule: messenger RNA, 1608 nt
Organism: Fibroporia radiculosa
Lineage: Eukaryota; Fungi; Basidiomycota; Agaricomycetes; Polyporales; Fibroporiaceae
Exons: 11
Coding region: 1-1608 (535 amino acids)
Molecular function (GO): oxidoreductase activity, acting on paired donors, with incorporation or reduction of molecular oxygen; monooxygenase activity; iron ion binding
Source: RefSeq, a predicted model, not a curated record
AUGACCGCACUCUCCAGCAGCAUAGUCUUAGCUGCCUCUAUAGCCAUAGCCUUCCGUAUUACUUUGCAUGCCAAUUUUCUUAUCACCAGUGCCACGUUCGGGUUCGCCUAUGUGUUUGCACGAUGGAUUCUUACGAGUCGCAAGAUGCAAGGGAUUGCCCCCGGUCCACCUCUCUGGCCAGUUAUAGGCAACGCCACCCACAUACCUACGGAAAGCCCUUGGUUGACAUUUUCAAAGUGGGCUCAGACAUAUGGCGAUAUCAUACAUCUUGAUGCUAUGGGUCAACCUAUAAUCAUCCUCAACAGCAUACAGGCCGCCAAAGACCUCCUCGACAAGCGCUCUUCCAUAUAUUCGGGGCGACCCCACAUGGUCAUGGCAUGCGACCUGAUAGGAUAUGCACAAGGUUUCGUCCUACAGCCCUAUGGUGAAGAGUGGCGCAAGCAACGCAAGAUCGUCAACCAAGACUUCAACCAGUCCGUUGUACAGCGCUAUUACGAUGUACAAGAGACGCAGGCUCGGAAGCUCGUACUGGGUGUUUUAAAUGAUCCGAGCUCCCUUGAGAGCGAAAUCAAGAUGAGAAUCGCAGCGAUCAUCCUCGAGGCGAAUUACGGCUACACCGUUCAGUCAAAAGACGACCCCUUUUACACAAUCCCGCUGGACGCGAUGAGUAACUUCAGCAAAGCAACCGCCCCAGGCGCAUUUCUAGUUGACUUGAUUCCUCAGCUUAAGAAUCUUCCGGAAUGGAUGCCCGGAACAGGUUUCUUUCAGACGGCUAAGGACAUGCGCAAAAUUAUGAUGGAGGGGACAUGGAAUCCCUACCUCUGGGCCAGAGAUAAUCUUCCCACAGGGAUUGCGCAUACCCCAAGCUUAUGUGCCACGACACUCACCCAGGUGGAUGGUCCCCUUUCUGCGGCAGACGAGCACUCGUUAGUGUGGGCGGGUUCGGCUGUUCUUGGCGGUGGGUUAGAUACGAACAUGUCGACUAUAUUAUCAUUCGUGCUCGCGAUGCUGCAUUACCCUGAGAUACAGGCAAAGGCCCGUGCGGAGAUUGACGCCGUGGUAGGCUGCGACAGGCUUCCGUCUCUCGCAGAUAAAUCAUCGCUGCCCUAUGUGCGUAGCAUCGUGACCGAGGUGUAUCGCUGGGCCCCUCCGGUACCCCUGUGCAUCCCUCACUGUCUGAACGAAGACGAUGUCUAUAAUGGCAUUCACCUGCCCAAAGGCUCCCUGGUCAUGCCCAACAUCUGGCACAUGACGCGCGACCCAAACACAUAUCCUAACCCAGACGCCUUCCAGCCCGAGCGAUAUGACGGCUCUGACAUCGAGAUGCAAAAGGUCACGGACCUUGUGUUUGGCUUCGGGCGGCGUGUGUGUCCUGGUAUCCACUUCGCGCAGGGCACCAUCUUCGCCAUCAUCUCGACGCUGCUCGCGACGUGUGAGAUAUUGCCCACGCGCGACGCCCAUGGCCGUCCCGUCAUACCUGAGGUGGCGUACACCUCUAGUACAAUCUGCUUUCCAAAGAAUGUCCAAGCCCACUUUACGCCGCGCACGCCGCAGGCUAUGUCACUGCUUACACAGAGCAUCGUAGAGCAAGAGUUUGUAGUUAACUAG